Molecule: messenger RNA, 2495 nt
Organism: Fundulus heteroclitus (mummichog)
Lineage: Eukaryota; Metazoa; Chordata; Actinopteri; Cyprinodontiformes; Fundulidae
Product: protein FAM111A-like
Exons: 3
Coding region: 383-2224 (613 amino acids)
Source: RefSeq, a predicted model, not a curated record
AUAUUUCCCCCCAAGAAGUAAAAAGUCAUAGAGGGUUAAUAAUAUUUAACUUAACUGGGUUUGAAUUGUGUCACUUUUUUUCUUGAUGUCUUCAAAUGGCCAAAUGUUAACAUUCCAUCAAGGUUUGUAUAUAAUACAUAAUCUGUUUUCUCUUUUAAAAAAAAUUUAUUGUUUGAGUGACAUUACUGUAAAUGGAGAAUAGAUUUAAUGAUGAUUUCCAAUUUUUUUCCCAUUUUCUUUAGGAUUUUUUUUUACAAAACAAAGCUACUACAAAUUAAGAAUAAAAUUGAAAACAGUUAUAUAAAAAAGAUUUUUAAUCUCUUAGGAGCACACAGCUUAUUUUUCAUUCUACCAAACUUUGUAUUUUCUUCCUUCUUCACAGAUGAAUCGAAGGGUUAAGAAAGUUAAGACGGAAGAAGCUGGACUUUCAGAGACGCCUAAGCAAACACCACUGAAAGUGAAGCAUGAGAAAGGAAAUGAUUCUCCGGUUAGCCAUUCCCAUCGCUUCACAGUAAAAUUCACCAUCGACUGUGAUCAACCGCGCUCAGUCCUGGAGGCAAUAAAAUGCAGUCUUGACACAACUGAUAAGAUGAUAAAAUGUGCAGAUGAGAACAUUGUCAUUCAGUUGGGUAAAAAAGAUAGGGAUUCUGUGGUUCCGACACAUUUCCCUUGCUCUUGCGUUGGUGAUGGGGAGUCAGUGAUUAUACAUUAUAAAGAAAAGGAGAAGAUUGAAGUAGUUCAGGAGCAGCAUGACAAAACCAUACACCCUAGAGAGGAGUAUUCUGUCUUCUACAUUGAUACAGUUGGAGGUCUGAACACUAAAACAAAGGAUUUGUUCAGAAGCAAAAUGAUCAAACAGUUCAAGUAUCUCUGUGUUUACGGGGAAAAGGGGAUGACUAUAGAGGAGGCUCUGAAGCGUGAUGGUCGAUUCAUUGACCAUCUCGGAGAAUUCACAUUAUCCGAUAACGACAACCCCGACCGCCUCACUGUGCGCACACAGAAGGUGGACAGCCUCCACCAGAAGGCUUUCAAGAUAUGUCUUCCACUGAACAAACAAGAGAGUGUUGAAAACCCAGCACGCUCCAUCCUAGAUGUUGCUCUUGAGAGUGGAAUUAGCGUUAAAAAGGCGAUUGAACAGCCAGGCAGCAGCGUUAAUGUUGAUGAGAUUUACGAACUUCUGCAUCAGCAGUUUCCAGAUCUGAAAACAUGGAUGGAGAGCAAGUUCCCUGGUGAUUCUUAUCAGCAAGCGCUGAACCUGAGAAAUGAGAAGUUUGGAAAGAUCCAGCAAUCUUUCUGUGAAGUUCAUAGAAUUGAGAAGUUGCUGAAAAUUGGCAAAUCUGUCUGUAAAGUCAUUGUUUCCGAUGUUUCUCAGGGAACAGGCUUUGUGCUGUUCGACAGGUUUAUCCUGACCAGUGCAAACUUGUUUAAAGGGUGUGUCCAAGGAAACACCCUAGAGGAUCAUAUAAAUGUCUCUGCUCUCUUUUACUAUGAUGAUCCUGAGCCAGAGACAAAUUUAUUUUCCUUCUCUGCUGAGAAAAUAUUUGUUGACAUUGACGAUGAGCUGGAUUAUGCCGUACUUGAGCUCAAACCUGAGGGCCAAAGAUUCAGCCCGAAAACCAAAAUAGAAAACGUCAAAGUACCACCAGGGCUGCUGAACAAAUUCGGACCGCUUCCUAGAAAUGGCGAGGCCUGUCGCAUUGGCUACCCUGCAGGAGGCGUGAUGAAAAUCAAUCCUGUAUGCAUCAUCGAGCCAAAAGACAGAGAACAGGCUGUCAAAAAUCAUUUAGCCAAAUACAAAGACUUGAUGAUCACCCUUCAAUCCUUAAGUGUUGUAAUCAAGAACCAAGGGAUCGAUGACAUAAUGUUGGGUGGCAAAAAAGCAGAAAAGAUGGCAAAUUACCACACUUUCAUGUAUCACAGCGCUUCUGGCUCUCCAGUGUUUGAUGCACAUGGUCAGCUUUUUGGGCUUUACACUGGAGGAUUCUACUAUGGGCUACCAAAGAUGGAAGACAGCGUCAUUGAGUACGCCCAUCCUCUGCUUGCUGUGUUUGAAAAAUUUGUGAGUAAUCUGAAGAAAAGUAAAAAUGAUGAGAUGCUGCAAAAGCUUAAAGAGGCAGUGGCAGAGAACCAGCACCUGAAACAGAUACUCCAGAUUGAGUUAAUGGAGGUAGAUUCGAUUGACUGUGGACAUGCUACAGAUGCAGAUUUCCAGUCAAAAUAUUAGACCUACAUCUUUGACUUUCACAAUAUGAAUACAAUAUACCUUGCCAUUCAUUUGCUACACCUGCUUAAUCACCGAGUCAUGGAUAGCAUAAUGCCCAUCGUUAGCAGGCUUCAGUUGCCGGUGUAGGUACCAGACCGGCUCCGGUGGUCAGAUCGGUCUCGGGGGCCUGCGCCUACAGAUGACGUCACUUUAUAUGAUUGGUUUAACGUUUGUAAAAUUACACAAAACAUUGUGAUUGGUCUGGACAACUUACAAAAGUAAUUAUAGCGGG